AUGCCGCAAGCCAGUACCAUGUGCAAGAGGACUGUGCGCAUCAGCAAUGGCUCUCUCAUUUUGGCUUAUAUGUCUAUCAUUGACGAUCAGAGUACAGGAGACUCCGCUUACAGGGCCCAAGCAUUCUCACGUUCUUCCUCCCGCUCGGAUGUGCCUGGGACCACAGGCUUGUUCACCGGAUCUAGAGGAGAUGGGCUCGUCAAUUGUUCCGGCCACGGCCCUCGGGAGCGGGAAUGGCUAAAAGUUGACCAGGGCCCAGGGUAUUCGCAGGCUUGUACCUUUUGCACGCUGAUAUUAGCGCUGCUCUUUGUUAAUGCUGCUACUGCCCUCCGCGCUAUCAACAUCAGGGACGGCGGCGAUGCUCGUGUCGGUAAUGCUACGUUGAAGGGCAAUUCCACUUCCGACGGAGGCUCUGGUCAACAGAGCUACAAAGAACAGGCGGGCGAAAACAAGUACCUUCUCGGCGUUGGCAAGGCAGACAUUACAGGUCCUGUUGCCGAAGUCGCACUCACAGGCUAUGCCAAUCUACAACAAAUUGGAUCCGGGCUCCGGCAGAGACUCUUUGCGCGUGCUUUCAUCAUUGGCGACACCGAGGACCCCAGCGCCAGGAUCAUCUAUGUCGUCCUCGACGCGCUUGUCGGCGACACAAGUGUCCGAUUCGGUGUCCUCGACGCUCUAUCCAAACUUGGCGACGACUACAAGAUGUAUGGCCAGCAGAAUGUCGCCCUCGCCGCUGUUCACAGCCACUCUGCGCCCGGUGGCUGGAACAAUUAUCUGACACCUCAGAUUCCUGGCCUUGGGUUCAACGACCAGAGCUACGAUACACUCGUGGAUGGAACUGUUGAAGCCAUCAAGCUCGCUCACCAGAGCCUGACGGAGGGGACUUUAGACGUCGGAACCACGGACAUCAAGGAUGCCUCCAUCAACCGCUCUCUGUGGGCCUACCUCAAUAAUCCCCGUGAAGAACGUGCCCGAUAUGCCGACUCGACCGACAAGACCAUGACGCUUCUACGCUUCAAACGCUCCGAGGACGACAAAAUUGUGGGCGUCCUCAAUUGGUUCCCGACCCACGGCACCUCCCUGUACCGCAACAAUACUCACGUUGCGGGUGACAACAAGGCUCUCGCGGCCUGGAUGGUCGAGCAGGAUGCCAAGUCGAGCAGUCAGUACGCCGAUAACUUUAUCGCGGGCUUCAGCCAGGCGAACCUGGGCGAUGCUUCGCCCAACGUGGAGGGCGCUUGGUGCGAAGAUGGCUCGCAAGCCCAAUGCCACCUCGAGGAUGCCACUUGCAAGGACGGCACUGUUCUCAAGUGCCAAGGCCGCGGUCCCUACGCCGGCCUCCCCGACUUUGGUGCCAAGAGUUGUCACGAGAUUGCCACCCGCCAGUUCAACGGUGUGCAGAGAAUCAUGAAGUCCAAUGACUGGACGUCGAUCCAUGGCCCGGUCAAGUCAUUCCAUCUUUUCCAGGACAUGGCCGACUUCGAGUUCAAACUCCCCAGCGGCGACAAGGCCAAGACGUGCGCUGCGGCGCUAGGCUACUCGUUCGCAGCAGGCACCACCGAUGGCCGCGGCGAGUUUGACUUUAUCCAAGGAAACGCUGGGCGACCGCAUAACCCGUGGUGGGACUUUGUCCAGAACAUCGCCAAGAAGCCGUCCCAGGUUCAGGUGGAAUGCCACAAACCCAAGCCCAUAUUCCUGUCUGCGGGCGAGAUCUCCUGGCCCUAUGCCUGGGAGCCCAACAUUGUGGACGUUCAAAUGUUUCGCGUCGGGCAAAUCUUUGUCAUUUUGAGCCCUAGCGAAGUCACGACGAUGAGCGGGCGCCGCUGGAAGGAGGCCGUGGCCAAGCAGGCGGCGACACACGUUGCGGAUCCCAUCGUGGUUCUCGGCAGCCCCGUUAACGUAUAUGCCCACUACGUAACCACGUCAGAGGAGUACGAAAUGCAGCGUUACGAGGGCGCGGCCACCCUGUAUGGUCGCCACGAGCUGGACGCCUAUAUCAGUCUCAGCACCAGCAACAUGCGCUACCUCGAGGCCAACGCGACCGGCAAGCCAGCCGCCGGUCCCACGCCGCCCAACAACGUGCAGCGAGCCCUACGGCUGCUCCCUUCCUCCCUGUACGACACGACGCCCUUUGGCCGCGCGUAUGGCGACGAGGUGGCGAGACCGCGGCCGGCGUACACGCGCGGUGAGGUCGUCAAGGUGACGUUUCAGGGCGCCAACCCGCGCAACAACCUUCGCCUCGGGGGUACGUACGCCGCCGUAGAGCAGAAGGGCGACGAUGGCACGUGGACGCAGGUCCGCGACGACUCGGACUGGUUUCUGCUGUUUACGUGGCGCAAGACGAGCACGUUCAUCGGCCGGUCAGAGGUUGACAUUGAAUGGGACACGGCGGGCAAUGCCGCGCCGGGGACGUACCGUUUCAGGUACUAUGGUGAUGCCAAAAAUUAUGGCGCGGGCGCAAAGGGUUUCACGGGCACGAGCAGCCCGUUCUCCCUUAGUUAG
This is a messenger RNA of Beauveria bassiana ARSEF 2860, 2502 nucleotides long. RefSeq names its product neutral/alkaline non-lysosomal ceramidase. The record is from RefSeq and is a predicted model, not a curated record. Lineage: Eukaryota; Fungi; Ascomycota; Sordariomycetes; Hypocreales; Cordycipitaceae. Gene Ontology annotation, biological process: long-chain fatty acid biosynthetic process; ceramide catabolic process; sphingosine biosynthetic process. The transcript has 2 exons. Gene Ontology annotation, cellular component: extracellular region. Gene Ontology annotation, molecular function: N-acylsphingosine amidohydrolase activity. The coding region runs from base 1 to 2502 and encodes 833 amino acids.